This is a messenger RNA of Rhododendron vialii, 1699 nucleotides long. RefSeq names its product glucan endo-1,3-beta-glucosidase 13. The transcript has 3 exons. Lineage: Eukaryota; Viridiplantae; Streptophyta; Magnoliopsida; Ericales; Ericaceae. Gene Ontology annotation, molecular function: hydrolase activity, hydrolyzing O-glycosyl compounds. Gene Ontology annotation, biological process: carbohydrate metabolic process. The record is from RefSeq and is a predicted model, not a curated record. The coding region runs from base 227 to 1438 and encodes 403 amino acids.
CAACAGUCUGAAGAUGAAUUCCAGAGACUGCACCAAAUGGAAAUCUUCUCCACGAAUUAGGCAAUAUUAAAAACUUCUGGCUGCUCCAAAACUUGCUUUGCACUCCAAUACUUGCCUUCACACUUCAUUAAACUCCCUCCCACAGUGGUAGGACUACUGUCAAAGAUUAGAUAAAAGCUGAUAGUGAUCUUUCUCUACAUUCAACUCUGCUAGUACUCCAAAUCAAAUGAAGAAGAUGGUGUGCCUUUCUCUCCUCUUCUUCCUCUCUCUCCUCAAUCUCACUGGUGGGAGUCAAGAAUCUGUCGAACACUUGCCUCUCCACGACCCAUCUCCAGCGGUCCUCCAAUCCCUAUCCCACACUGGAACCCCAAUUGCUGUCUCCGUGGGUACUGAACACUUGAACGAGGUCUCAAACAGUGUGGUUUCAGCCGAAAACUGGCUGAAAACCCACGUCCUAUCCCACUACCCAGCCACGAAAAUCACCACCAUUGUUGUUGGAAACACUGUUUUCUGCAACAGAAACCGACACCAAGAAAUGGGUUUGGUCCUUCCUUCCGUUAAAAACAUUUUCCACUCCCUCACAAGGUGGGGUUUGGAGAGAGACAUCAAAGUCUCCGCUUCUCUCUCCUCCGACUGCUUCAACCCUUCCUCUGCCACAUACAAGGACGGCUUGUCUCACAUUUUCAUCAAACCCCUCCUCGCCUUUCUGGAAAACACAAACUCAACUUACUCGAUAAACCCACCUCCUGAUUUUUACCCUUCGCCGGAAGACACACUGACCCUAGUCUCAUCCCACACAGAAUCCAUGAAAAACAUUGGGGUUUUUAACCUAAACAAGAUCAAUGUGCUGAUUGAAACCCCAAGAGAUGCAAAAUCCAUCAGCAGGAAGCUCUCAUUCAUGGAUUCCAACGUGGUUGAGCCUUUCCCGGCUAGACCAACCCCAUUAGGCCCAGCCCAAUCCCCCACUGGCUACUCUGUUCCAGCAUUUGUGGCCAAAAGCCCUCACCCUCCCUUAAUCGGCACGUCUUCUUCUCCGCCGCCGUUUUCACUUCCCUCUGCACCGAAACUGGCUCCGGUUUUCGCCCCGUCGCAUCCUCCGUAUGGGUUUAAUUUGCCGCCGCCGUGUAACCCCGUACCUCCGCCCGCGUUGGGGGCGGUGAGUACUGCGGUUUGGUGCGUGGCUAAGCCCAAUGUGCCGGCGGAGACGUUGCAGGGGGCAAUGGAUUAUGCUUGUGGUGAUGGUGGGGCGGAUUGCAGUGCGAUUAAGCCGCAGGGGAGUUGUUAUGCUCCUGAUACUGUUGUGGCCCAUGCUUCUUAUGCUUUCAACAGUUACUGGCAGAAGAACAAGAGGAAUGGUGGGACUUGUAGUUUUGGUGGCACUGCUAUGAUCAUCAAUGCCGACCCAAGUUUUCGACACUGCCGGUUCAUUCUUACCUAGUCAAAGCAAUGGAAGCGGUGAUUACUUUCCCUACAUUCAGAAAUUUAAGUUUACAAUCUUGUAGUGAAUCUAGUUUUUGUUGUCCUCUUUACUGCUGUUGCUAUAAUAGAGAGCAAACAUGUUGAAGGCAGUCAAGUAGGAAUCCUAAAUACCUGCUUAUCGAAAAGAAAGAAAAACCCUCUUUUGACUUGUGGUAUGUAUAUUUUUAAGCUCUUUUGGUUAGAGCUACUGCUAAUAUUUAUAUCCACCACCCUUCCUGGA